GUAUUGGAUUCGUCGCCCUGUUUCGCAACAGCUGACGCACAGCGCCCCCACGUUUCAUUGUCGUCGUAGGCACGUAUUUUCUGCCCUUCAUCACAAUGAUCGGAUCGUCGUUGUUGCAUAAUUCGUGAAACUCUUUGCAUGCAAAGGCUAAGUAGGAAUUCUCGAACGUCGUCCGCGUCGACCUCAGUCUCUGUGAGAGCAGUGCAGUGAAGUUUUUGUUCCUCUCUAUUCUGCCUUUGCUUCGAGGGACUCCGCAGUUUGUAGAUCUCGAAGCUGCUCGAGAUCUGCAUCUAACUCGAAGCCGCUGUUUCGUACAUCGAACCCCGUGGUUAACAACGAGUCGGCUUGCUUGUCGAUGUGUGACGGAUAAGUUCGUUCUAUCAACCGUUCUUCCUAGGUCGAGAGAUUCACUCGGAGACGGAGUCCUGACUUGUUGACCUCGAAGUGCGUAAUAAGAAUCUUACGUUUUUUUCCACAUCGGUGUCUAGCUUCAGUUAGUCGAUUUACUUCUACAGACGUGUUGACAGCUUGGGCGUGGAUUGUUGACGCUUGAGUAACGAGGCAAAGACCAGCUGGGGAACACGUUCAAGUGGUGAAGCAGAAUAAGAUGGUGAAGGACACGCAGUAUUAUGAAGUGCUCGGUGUAUCUCCUGAUGCAACGGCGGCUGAUAUAAAGAAAGCUUACUACGUCAAGGCAAGAAAGGUUCACCCUGAUAAAAACCCAAAUGAUCCGGAAGCUGCUCAUAAUUUCCAGGUUCUGGGAGAGGCCUAUCAGGUUCUUAGUGACCCACGACAAAAAGAGCAAUAUGAUCAAUUCGGUAAACCUGGAGUUUCACAAGAAUCAAUGAUGGAUCCAGCAGCAGUAUUUGGUAUGGUGUUUGGAAGUGAGCUCUUCGAAGAUUACGUGGGACAACUUGCCAUGGCAUCUAUGGCUUCACUGGAUGUACCAACUGAUCGACCAAUGGAUUUAAGGCAAGCUCAAGAGAAGCUCAAGGAAGCGCAGAAAAUCAGAGAAGAUAAGCUGUAUGAGAAGUUAGUCGACCGCUUGAAGCUGUACGCAGAAAACAAAGAUGAGUUCAGAAAUUGGUGCCAAAUUGAAGCUGAGCGACUUUCUGGUGGAGCCUUUGGUAACGCAAUCCUUUACACUGUUGGUUACAUCUACACAAGGCAAGCUGCCAAAGAGAUGGGAAAGAAAGUGUAUUUAUUGGGCAUCCCUUUCCUAAGUGAAUGGGUCCGCGAUAAAGGUCACUUUAUCAAGUCUCAAGUCACCGCCGCUGCAGGUGCAGUGCAGUUAAUGCAGAUGCAGGAGGAGAUGAGGAGGAAGUUGGAGCAAAGCGGUGGAACUCUUCCAGAGGGAGCUAUUGAGAAGUUUAUGGAAGACAAACAGACGCUUAUGCUAGGUUCUCUUUGGAAACUCAAUGUCGCUGAUAUCGAAGUAACUGUUUCCCAUGUUUGUCAGAGGGUACUGCAUGACCCAAAGGUGAAGAAAGAUGAGCUGAAGCUUCGAGCUAAAGCUUUGAAGAAAAUGGGCUUCAUAUUUCAGGCAGCCAAAGUCAACAUGGCGAAAGCUAAAAGUUAUAGAACAGAGCACGGUGUUCCUUCUCAGGAUGCUCACCCGCAACAGCAACCAUCAGCUUCUCCUAAUGGAGCUUCCACGGAUUAUGCUCAGAAGAAACACGAAACACAUCCUGUACCACCUUCAGAAGUGCCACACGCUAGCUAUGUUCCACCUCCAGAAGACCCUUCUGCUCAAAACAUACCAUCGUAUCCAGGAGUCUCAAGUGCUAGCACUUUUCCAUCUUCGUCUUCCGGGUUUUCCUAUUCAAGCCCUGUAUCAUCGACUGAAGCUCCGAGGAGUACUCACCCUGUACCACCUCAUGUGUCUGAAUCUAUGGCAAAGCCUAUCGUCAAUCCCGACAUACCAUACGGUCCUGGUCCUUACGUAUUCACCCAAGCUGCACCAGGAACACCGGAACCCACAACAGGCCCCAAAACUUUCCCGCUUCCGAAGGCACCUGAAGGCGCCUCCACAACUCAAAGCUCUCAAUGAAACUCAACAAGUGGCGUGGAGCACAUGUGAAUUAGCUGAGUUGUGCGAGUUAAAAAAGAGUCACUUAUUAUGUCUGCAGAUCUGCAAUCCUUGUGACCAGAAAACCCGCUCAAUCAUUUUGGAUUGUUUAGUACCACCUAUUUUAGUGACAGAUUGUAGAGGUACUGGAACUUGUAGCACACUCUGCAGGCCAAAGGCCUAUGAGUUCGCCCGUGUACAAAACUCUUUAAAAGCCUGAAAUCUCCGCACCUCAAAGUUUUAGGUACUACAUUAGAGCAAGUUUAUCCAUGUCAGCGUAAAUCCAAACCAUAAUCUGAGUGUGGAUGCGAUGCACUCGUGUUAUAUAGUCCUCAUCUCUUGAACCGUCAAAACUAGCUGCUCAUAGGUACAGUUACUUUUCUAUCGAAAUUUGAUAGUUGCGUCUGACGGUGCAGGCCUCGGGGAAGCCGUCAAGUUCGGGCAUGUAAGUGCAACACUUAGCUCUGUCGAGUGAUUCUUGAGGUGGAGGAAUAUUCUAGACGAAAUGCGGUGAUCUUGACUUGGUCCAAGGCAUUAGCUGUUCUCAAAACUCUCUCCUUCAAAGGCUUCUUGUGAUAGCAAACGUUCCCCAAUGAUGAUGGGAACGUCAACAAUCAAAGAACACUUCUAACGGUGAAGAAAGCCGGAGGCCGUGAAACGCAGAGGUUUUGAGUCCCCUGGUAUUGUGAUUGCCGUGCUCGACCCCAAUACAGCUGUCAGAGUCGAUGCUUCUCUACAUCUCAAACCCAUGCAGAGCAAGCUGCUACGUGCUUGGUAAAAUCUCUGCUUUAGCCUCGAGAUUGUCUUCCUUUUUAGCUUAACAAUGUCGUCACUUAGCUUGAUGGAGUACUUGGUAUUGAAGACCGAGGACGACGGUGAGGAUUGCGCAGUGGAUCUGUGGUAGUGGAGAUAAGGCCCUGGACAACUUUUUAGAGCAAGCCGAUAAAGAUUUGAGGGCCAGGGCUUUCAUAGAUAAUAUAGGAUGCUUCCAGUGUUAAUGACGAAUUAAUUUAAUUCGACACUUAGGUAGCAGAGGCCAAACCACUCAAGGAUGGAAGGCGUUCUAUGGAGCGUUUCCCCUAGGAAGCCUGAGUUGAUGUCGAGACAUUUGGUUGGUAAUUGAAGUUGGUAGAUAGUUGAUCGUCCAAGAUUUGGGCGUCUUUUGUAACUAGUUUCAACAGUUUAUCCUUUCUGUAAAGUACCUUGUCUGUGCCUUCAUUAUUGU
Messenger RNA from Marchantia polymorpha subsp. ruderalis, 3293 nucleotides. Lineage: Eukaryota; Viridiplantae; Streptophyta; Marchantiopsida; Marchantiales; Marchantiaceae. The record is from the annotation of a GenBank genome assembly.